This is a messenger RNA of Dissoconium aciculare CBS 342.82, 2359 nucleotides long. Its product is annotated as tryptophanyl-tRNA synthetase. The transcript has a single exon. Gene Ontology annotation, molecular function: ATP binding; tryptophan-tRNA ligase activity. The coding region runs from base 117 to 2192 and encodes 691 amino acids. The record is from RefSeq and is a predicted model, not a curated record. Lineage: Eukaryota; Fungi; Ascomycota; Dothideomycetes; Mycosphaerellales; Dissoconiaceae. Gene Ontology annotation, biological process: mitochondrial tryptophanyl-tRNA aminoacylation. Gene Ontology annotation, cellular component: mitochondrial matrix; mitochondrion.
UUCACUCGCAAUGCCAUGCAACAUUCGAGGUAUACCAUCACUUCUUGUUCAUAAUAGCAAAGAUAAAACAUAAGACAUAAGUCCAGUAUCCAGAGAUAUCGCUCAUCGUUUCGCAAAUGUCUUUGCGAACCUCACGAUGGGGAUGCCGUGACUUUCUUUCGUUGCGGCUGAACGCGCAGUCUUCAUUACUUCUCAAGGGAUCACACAUUCAAUACCGUUUCAUGACGGAAAUGAGACAGAUGAAGAAAAAUAAAUAUAUGCAAAAGCUGGCUUUGAGGAAAGAAAGGCGAGCUCUCAAGGCAGGCUACAGGUCGUUCACGGGCAAAGAAAUCAGGCGUCUCAACCGCAAACAUGACGCAGAGUUUAGUCAUCGAAAAGCAAUGGAAGAAGCGGUUGCAAAAUUGUACGCCCCUGAAGAAGGCGGCUCGAGUUCCGCCAGUGAAUCCCAAAGGGACCUGACUCUCGAUGCGCAGGCGGAAAUGCUUGGUUUCAAUGAGACCAAACCACGUGAACCGAAGAAGCCCACCAGAGCACAAUUGCGUCAAGAGCAAGAGCUCCGAGACGCAGUUCGUGAAGAGAAAAAGCUGGAGCAACACCUCAAAAGAGCGAUAAAACUUAACGAUAAGUAUCCAGCUCGAAAGACCGACGCCGAUGGCAUCGAUUCGGCACCAACCUCAGAAGAAGUCAUCCCCAAUCGCCACUCGAAUCCUAAUGCAGCCGCAAAGAAAUCGCAGCCGGGCAGUGCCACCCAUGAGCCGGCCAAAGUAAUCGCCACACAGCAUGUGGGCCCAAAUUCAAAAAGUGCUAUCAAUGGAAAAUUGUCCCCCCCCGCGAUCGCUACACAGCACGCAGACUCAAGUCCAAAUACAGGUAUUGUGAAGGAGAAGUCCGCUCAAAUGAAUUUGCGUGAAUCGAAAAUAUUAGCUAGAGCGAACAGAAGCCAAGAGGGGAGACCAGCUACAGCAAGCGGGCGGGAAGAGGAAAGGCCAGAUGGGAAGAUAGCUGAAGAGAGAGGCCCGGAAAGCAGCGAGUCAAUAUCCAAGGAAGUCUUCGCGAAGUACCAAACCCCUGUCCAGCAAGCCGCCGUUCGGCAACCGCCAAUAAUCGUCUCAGCCGUGACAGAGACGCACGAGAGCCACAUUCCAAAGCCAGCCCCCACGAAGGUCGUCUUUUCCGGAAUCCAGCCAACUGGUAUUCCGCAUCUGGGGAAUUACUUGGGCGCGCUCCGUGGUUGGACUAAACUCCAAGAUGAAGCAGAUGCCAAUACAAGGCUGAUAUUCUCAUUGGUGGACCUGCAUGCCAUCACCAUUCAACAAGACCCCAAACAGUUGCGGCAAUGGAGAAGGGAAUCCUUCGCAAUGCUUGCGGCGAUCGGACUGGAUAUACAGAAAUCCACCAUAUUCCAUCAGAGCGAUGUUCCCGCUCACUCGGAGCUGAUGUGGAUUCUCUCAUGUCAAGCGUCGAUGGGAUACUUGGGACGCAUGACUCAGUGGAAGGACAAGACCCAGAACGAGGCUGCCGACAGCGGCAAGCUCAAGUUGGGCCUCUUCUCAUAUCCAGUCCUACAAGCUGCCGAUAUUCUAGUGCAUGGAACCACCCAUGUUCCAGUUGGCGAGGAUCAGUCUCAACACCUCGAAUUCGCCCGCGAACUCGCCAACGGCUUCAACCAUCUCGCCAAGAAACCCAUCCUCAUCCCUCCCACCACCAUCAUCAGUCCCGCAAAACGCGUCCGAUCUCUGACCGACCCAUCCCUCAAAAUGUCCAAAAGCUUCCCGAACCCCAAAUCCCGCAUUCUCCUCACCGACGACGAGGCCACCAUCGGUGCUAAAAUUCGCUCUGCAGUGACCGAUUCGCAAACAGGCGUCACAUACGAUCCAGACACACGUCCGGGGGUCAGCAAUCUCGUCGAUCUCCUGUACUAUGCGGAUCCCGAGUUCCAGCCUGUCGAAGAUGAACAUGCCGCUAAGGUCGCCCUCGCGGCGGACAUACAGAACUUGUCCAUGAAGGAUUUCAAGACCCGCGUGGCGGAUGUCUUGGACGCGAUGAUCUGUCCGAUCCGCGAGAGAUAUGCUGCGGCGAUGGCGAAGUCGAAGGAGGAAGUCGAGACGGAUGCACAGGUCGGAGCGGCGAAGGCUAGGCAGAGCGCGGAUGUGGUGUUGAAGAAGGUCAAGAGGGCGAUUGGGCUUUGUUGAUGAGGCGGAAAUAUAGGCUUUUUCAUAUAAAGGGAAGACGGGAGUAUCUUGCAUUGUAGAUGUAUUACAUAAUUUUCUGUGUAAAUCACUAACGUCAAACACCAGAGCGCGGUCCACCCCACGGCGUGGUCCACGAAUUACGUGUCUACCACCUUUAACACUGAUUA